UUAUCCCUCUCACUCCUGCCCUGCCUGCAGUGCUCUAGUGUCCUCCACAUCAAGGGUUUGAGUCUGUCUAAGGAGCUGAGAGAAUGGCUGCUACGGGGAUGUUCCGUAUGGUGUCAGAGGAGGAGCAAGCCCUGCGGGCCAAGCUGGAACACCUCACGGUCAAGGACCACGGCCCCGUGUUUGGACCCUGCAAGAAGCUGCCGGACCACACCGUCCAGAAGGCGAAGGACGAGUUGAACGAGACUCCCGAGAGGCGCACAUCCUCUCUGAAGGAGCUGAGAGCCCUCAUGAAGGAGAAGGCCGGCGAGGGAGAUGACCUGGCCAAGGCCGUGCAGGAGAAGUUUGGGGACAAACCCGACCCCCUCCUCCUGAGGUUCAUCCGGGCACGCAAGUUUGACGUGGGUCGAUCUCACGAUCUUAUGAAGGGUUAUGUGAAGUUCCGUAAGGACUACCCUGAGUUGUUUGAGAACAUGACCCCAGAGGCGGUCCGCAGCACCAUCGAGGCCGGUUACCCACGCAUCCUCUCCACCCGAGACCGCUUCGGCCAUGUAGUGCUGCUCUUCAACAUCGAGAAUUGGGACCUGGAAGAGGUCACCUUUGAUGAGGUGCUGCGUGCAUACUGUGUUAUCCUGGAGAAGCUUCUGGAAAAUGAGGAGACACAGAUCAACGGCUUCUGCCUGAUUGAGAAUUUCAAAGGCUUCACCAUGCAGCAUGCGUCAGGCAUCAAACACACUGAGCUCAAGAAGAUGGUGGACAUGCUGCAGGACUCAUUCCCUGCCCGCUUCAAGGCGGUGCACGUCAUCCACCAGCCCUGGUACUUCACCACCACCUACAACGUGGUCAAGCCCUUCAUGAAGAGCAAGCUGCUGGAGAGGGUGUUUGUUCAUGGGGAGGAGCUGGACAACUACUUUAAGGAGUUCGACCCCGAGAUCCUCCCAGCAGACUUUGGCGGUAAAGGCUCCGACUGCGAAGGAAAGGCCACCGCCGUGAAGCUCUUCGGCUCCGAGGACACAGCCCUUUAACCUCCUGACCUCUGUCGCCAACUGAAGACCCGCUCUGACUCCCACGAGUACGCAAGAAAGCUGUAGGAAUGUUGUCGUAGGGGGAACCAUGAAGAAAGGUUUUAAACACGGGGAGUUUGUUGUAUUAAAAGUAUUCAUGGGAUAAAGUAAGUAUUGUACAAAGUGAGUCGUCUAGUAGAGGGUGAGUUGUAGAGGUUGUUCAAAUAAAAAAUGGCAGCACACCACGAUUACCCAGCAGACCCUCUGAGGAUGUCCAGAGGGAAAGUUUGGUGAAGAUAAGACAGAGGUCAACAAUCUUACAAAUGCAAUCAUUUUUGUUUAUUGUUUUCCUGUUCUUUGUUUUGCCUUAUAUUUCUAGGUAUAUUGUAGACUAAAGCCUCAGGCUGAUUCGGUCUCUACUGAGAUGCUAUUAAAGACUAGAGUUGUAAUUAAUCAUAAAUAGAACUAUGAGAUUGAAGUGCUUAGCUAAAGAGGAGACAGAAGUUCUGACGCACCACUGAAUGCUGACGUUAACUCUUUCUAGCUGACUAAAUCGUACACAUACUGGACAUGGCACAACAAUGGAGUCCAAUAAUACAUUAUCAAAUGUUUUCUUGUUCCCUAUAAACCUGUUUUUAUUUACACACACACAUAAUGGAGUGGUUUCACUAUUGUUCUCCAUGAAGAGCCAUACUUCCCUCUUACCGAUGGCACUGUCAAGUUGGCAGCAUUAAAAACACUAGAAAGACGUUGAUAUCAUGUGAAGGUCUGUUUCCAGUUCCCCCCGCUGGGCCGAGCUGCACCAUUAGCAGGUCUCACCUGCGAGCCCCUCCCAGGCUCCUGGUAUCAGAGGGGCCACCCCAGUGGUUCUGGCCACCUCUUUGGCCUACUCACUCUCGAGAGCAGUUUGUCAUUAGGAGCAUUUUCUUCUUAGUGUGUUGAUUACUGAUUAGAGGUCUGCUCCUGUAGUUUGACAGGUGAGCUGUAACAUUUUCAA
This is a messenger RNA of Alosa sapidissima (American shad), 1998 nucleotides long. It is a transcript of the gene rlbp1a, whose product is annotated as retinaldehyde binding protein 1a. Gene Ontology annotation, molecular function: phosphatidylinositol bisphosphate binding. Gene Ontology annotation, cellular component: membrane. Bases 84 to 1022 code for a protein of 312 amino acids. NCBI's taxonomy places the organism in Eukaryota, Metazoa, Chordata, Actinopteri, Clupeiformes, Clupeidae. The transcript has 8 exons. The record is from RefSeq and is a predicted model, not a curated record.